Fulvia fulva is the source of this 666-nucleotide messenger RNA. RefSeq lists its product as uncharacterized. The transcript has a single exon. NCBI's taxonomy places the organism in Eukaryota, Fungi, Ascomycota, Dothideomycetes, Mycosphaerellales, Mycosphaerellaceae. The record is from RefSeq and is a predicted model, not a curated record. Bases 1 to 666 code for a protein of 221 amino acids.
AUGUCCGAGGGCGACAUGUACCUGGACAAUGAACAUGCAAAGGUCAUCAAAAGAGGACGGAAGACCACGUGGUCGGAAGUCGACCUUAUGGACACGAAGGAUGCUCAGACCGGGUAUUACGGCUCCACUCAGAUCCUCAAGUAUCCGCAAGACUCAUGGCCCCGAAAGGUCAAUGAGGAGAUGCGAUCAAAAGCGCAAACAUUGCUGACCAGUAUGGUAGAAAUGAUCGACAUUCAAGUUGUCGUUGACUCCACCCCAGGAAACGCCGGUACAGCAUGCCCCAACCAGGGCCCCUUGCCAGCUGAUGUUUUUGUGACAUUUCCUCGAGGAAGUCGUACGCUGAUCAACAUGAAUCGAUCUUUAAUAGAAGACUUGGUCAUGGAAAAACGUCCUCUGUAUGAAUCGCUUGAUCUGGCUGAGAUGAUGCUCCAUGAAUUUGCUCAUGCUUUGCAACAUGCAACUCACGGCCCCCGACAAGAGGAAUGCUUCUACAAGAAUGCUCGGUACUCAGAAGCUGGAUACGACUUUACAAGCGAGAUCUUCGGCGGCGUCUUUCAGACGGUCAACGUCGAGUCACUGUGGUGUCAGCAUGACCCUACAGGGAGGCAGACGCACUUCGAUAAGUACUACGACGAUGAUGAGAUCCUGGAGGAUGGCGAUAACUAG